Salpingoeca rosetta is the source of this 3102-nucleotide messenger RNA. RefSeq lists its product as uncharacterized. Lineage: Eukaryota; Choanoflagellata; Craspedida; Salpingoecidae. The coding region runs from base 1 to 3102 and encodes 1033 amino acids. Gene Ontology annotation, biological process: regulation of gene expression. Gene Ontology annotation, cellular component: nucleus; cytoplasm. Gene Ontology annotation, molecular function: mRNA binding. The transcript is spliced from 20 exons. The record is from RefSeq and is a predicted model, not a curated record.
AUGGAGCUGCCGCUCCGCGAUUCAGCGCUUCCCUCAGCGCGCCCUUGUUCUCCCUUUGUUUCUGACCCUCAUCUUGAUGCACGCCCUGUGUUCACCUCCAACACCACCGCCAAUGACGCCCUUCCCGUGACUCACCCCACUUUCCCCAACACUGACAUCCUGCCCGCCAUGUUCAACAACGGGCUUGUUCUCCACGACCGCCUUGUCCACGACCCCGACGUCGGUAAUGCCGCGACCCCCAACACCACCCACGAUGCCACUUUAUCUGCUGACGCCACGACCAACUACUACCCCUACUUCAACGAUGAAAUUAACGACGCCACAAUCAUCACCACCAUCACCACCACGUCCUCCUCCGUCCAUUCCUCUGCCCUUGCUAUGGCCCCUGCCACGCCUCGCGCUUGUACCGGUUACCCCGACUGCACAGGUUUGCACCCGCGGUCGUCAUCAGCAAAGGAGGGCGCGUCGCUUCUCGAAGCCGUGCACCUCAUGUUUCCCCAGGCAUGGUGGAUGGCAUGCGACAUCUCGCAGCACAUGCAGCCCCUCUCCGUUCGAUAUGGCGUCACAUUCCACAUCAUCAGCAAUCUCCAGUCCACGGCUACAGUGCAGAUUCGAGGCAACGCAUACGGCAUCGAACCUGCAGCUGCCGACCUUGCACACCGCAUCGAAAGCGAUCUGCGCGGCAACUACUCGUUUGGACCAACGCAAACGCUUGAAGCGGCCCUCCCACGCGAAAUGGUGUCUAUCAUCAUCGGUCGUGGUGGAGAAAAGAUUCAGCGCAUCAACAACGAGUCUGGAUGCUCCAUCAUGAUUCAGCAGCUGAGCCUCUACUGCGGCCUGGUCAUCUUCCAAGGCACCGUCUCAAGCAUCCUCAAGGCACAGGUGUUGGUUGAACGACAGCUCAACUCGAUUUCCCGCCGUCAGGGGCUUACUGGUGGUGUUCUCAUCGACGUCAGCGUUGCACGGCAGCUCCCAGUGCAGACGGCCACGGUGCCGAUGAGUGCUGCGCUGCUGUCGUCGCUGCCUUAUCUCUUCCAAGACAUCCAGACCAAAUCGGGCGCCGAGGUCACCUCCAGCCCAGACCCAACCAACCCUGCCACGGCCCACGUAUACCUGCAAGGACUAAGUGGACAGGUGAAGCUUGGCAUCGAGCUUCUCAUGCUGCAGUCGGACUCGCGACCAGCGGGGCAGCACGGAGGGACAGGAGCGCGGUCGUCGCCGUCGCAGCAGUCGUUUGGUGCCCUGCGCGUCACGCGCACAUUCUCGUUCCCCAGCUACCUCACGGCACUUGUUGUUGGGCGCAAGGGAUACGCAGUGAAGCAGCUGCAACAGCAGUCCGGUGCUGCCAUUCACAUUCCAAAGAUGCAAGACAAGGCAGAGAGUGAUGACAUUGAGGCCGUCAUUGUCGGCGAUUCCUCACAGGUUGAAACAUGCCUGCGACUGUUGAAGGACAAAGUUGACUAUCUGAUUGCACAGGGCCACAGCAAGGUUCCUCCCUUUACACACGAGACAAUGGCCAUCGACGAAUCAAAGAUUGGGCUGCUGAUUGGCAAGAAAGGGGCGACAAUCAGGCUGAUGCAGUUGCUAUCCGGAGCACGCAUCACCCUCACUGGCAACGUCGUUACCAGCGUAGAUGGUGGCAGCAGCAGCAGCAACGACACGAGCCGCGACCAAAUCUCCCCAAUCUCGUGCAUCACAUCCUCCACGGCGGACCUGUCUCUCUCACCGCACGUGCGCACAAGCGACUCACCGGUGCGACUGGCCCUCUCAAGCAGCGACCUCGACUCGAGCGGCGACGACGUUCGCACAAUGCACGAUUGCAGCUUCGGUGCACAACAGCCCCACCAGCAGCCCCACCAGCAGAUGGUCCAGAUCCGCGGAUCGCAAGAGCAACUGGAAUAUGCAAAGAUGCUCAUACGUCGGCAUACAAGCUCAAAGCAGGAUGCCCAGCUCUGUCUUGAGGAAGAGCUGCGCCUUGGCUAUGCCCGCCGUGUUCCGAUUCCCGAGAACAAAGUGGGCCUCAUCAUUGGUGCCGAGGGCAACACACUCAGGACACUUGAGCAGACAUACAGCGUUGCAUUGCAACUGCCACCACCCGAUGGCCACGCCACCACCCGCCCCAUCACCGUCAUGGGCAUGCCAGACAAGGUGAACCAGUGCUGCGAGCGCAUUGACCAGAUUAUCAGCAAGAGCGAUGGCGCCUCCAUUCCACAGGGCCACAUCCGAAAAGUUCUGCAUAUUCCGUUUGCGGAUGUUGGUGGUGUCAUCGGGAAGAACGGCAGCACCAUCCGGCAACUGCAGUUGGAGACAAACACGCACCUCAAUGUGGAGACGGAGCUGGAGGUGCCGGCCUCGUCCCUGCGCGACAACUUUACCCUCGCGCCAUCGGGCUCCACGCCCAACGCUAAGGGCACAACCAGCAGCGGCGAUGGCCGUGACGACGAUGAAGAGCGCGGGGUGUGCGACGGCGGUGAGAGCGACUACGAUGACCACCAGACAGCAGUAAUGACUGGCAGCAACACCCACUCUCCAACCACAGCUACCAUGCCCUCGCCCACAGCCUCGUCACCGGCCGUGAAGGAGAGCACGGCGCAGACGGGGCUUGCUGAGGAAGCAGCGUCACCAACUGCAAAGGAAACCCAUGCGCAAGCCAUGGUUAAGGUGAAGGAGAUUGCGCUGGUGGGCCCGGCAGAGGGUGUGGCUGAGCUGGAACGGUUCAUUUCCAACCUCAUUGCUGUGCGACACCUCAAGCUUGACGGGCCCAAAGCAGGCGUCCGCAGGAACAUCUUCAUUGACGAGAGUCAAGUUGGCAUCGUCAUCGGCAAACACGGAUCUCGUGUACAGAGCCUGCAGGCGCACACAGGAUGCGAAAUCAACGUGACGCAAGAGGAGCACGUGUACGUUGAUGCACAGGGCAAUCGGAAGGUGCAGCGACUGAUUGAGUUGCGCGCACGCGAAGUUGAUGUCGUCGACGCAUGCGAGAAGAUGCUCAAGGAGAUGGCGCCGAUUCCCGUCUCUAUUCCCUCAGGCUACUUCAUGGGUGUCCCGUCCAUCCCUUCACCCUAUUCUAUGCAGCCGUACAUGGGCUCUCCUCAACUGUGA